UAUUGGCCUAUAUUGUGCUGUUUUUACUUUUCACUAACAUUAAUGCUUGAUGGAGCGGAGUUAGACCACACUGAACACGUCGUUAAUCUUUGUUUUUUCAUCCUUUCAGGGAAGCGGUUACAGGAAUGGAUCUCUGUUCUUCUGUGCUUCGUUUUGCUGUCCUACAACUUCUGCAGUCUCGUCCGCUAUUUCACCCUGGAUCACAUAGCCAGCAUUGUUUUUAGUAUCUGUAAGUUGAACUCUUCCCAUAUUAUUGUAUUUAUAUUUUUAAAACCAUUUUUAAUUUAAUUGUAACCUGACCACUUUAUUCACAUUUAAAUUUAGUGUUGUAAAAAAUGUGACUGUUGAAUCCAACACAGUAAUUUGCCAGGGUUCCAUCUUGAAGGCAGCAGAGUUAUAUUGUUUAAAAAAACUUUUAUUGAGUUAGGUUAAAAAAAACAAAACACAAAUUGAAAUACUGAAGCCGGAUCCUGUAUUUUUAUUUGUGUCCAUGGUGAUAUAUUUUGAUGCUCACAUAUAGCAUACAGUUAUCUGCACUGUUAUAUACGGUGCUCACAGUCUUGGAGUGCAGUGCUGGGUCUUGUGCUCCUCUGUGUAAAGGCAGCCACGUGGAGGGUCCAGCAGGUGUAGCAGGAGUCCAUGUGUAAGCCGGUAGAGAUCAUAUGGUUGGAAAGCAGUGAUUGAGUAACCCCAGCACAAUUGGUUCUGGAGAUCCAACUCUGCUGGUGCCUUUUAGGAAUUUGAUAAUAAACGGUAUAUUAUAUAUUAUAGGCUGAACCGAGUUUUAUACAGGUGUUGACACUUUUUUUUUUUUAUGAACAAAGGAAAACCGUAUUUACUUACAUUAGAGUGAUUGUUAGGCAGAGGGGCAAUGGGAAUUACACUUGCUUAAGUUAUAUUCCUUUUGGCUUGCAAGGGUCGCAUCAAAGCUAUAGCUAACCUGCUUAUCCGCAGACCACAAGAUACCGUUAUAUAACCCCCAUGCCGUGCUUGUCCUGAUCACUUUCCAGCAUAUUACAGGCAUUUCAGUAUACAGGAGUGUACACACUACCUGAUCUCACCAGUCCAUUUACCGCAUGGGUUUCGGUACUUGCACAAACAUACUUUCAUGUAAGCCAAGGCCACCCUUGCUGGUGUGACCAUGAUAGUCCUGGAACGUUUUGAUCAUACCUCUCUGUCCCAGAUUGCUGGGAGUACAGAUCUGUACAGAUCUCUGUGAAACGAGAGGGCUUGGCUAAUGGUUAAGGUCACUUACUGUAAAGUAGUAUGUUACAACCAGUAUGCAAUGGCACUUCAAUGUGCGCCACAAACACAGUGACUUCAGGGCUGUAAAAGCCUGAAUGUAGUGUUUUAAAGGGAAACUCUAGGCACCAGAAUUACUGCAUCUUAAUACACUGACGCUGCAGGCUCUGCAAUCCAAGCACUGUCUUUUCUGAAAAAAGGCAGAGUUUAUGUUGCAGUCGAAGGUCAACUCUAGAGGUUGUCCAUGUACAGUCAGUCAGGCACUCCAGCAAUACGUAAGCUGUAGUCCACAUCACCUGGAGUGCUGAAGGUUACCUGCACUAGAGGGAAAUCCUCGAUGUAGUUCUGCAAAGAUUGCAAAAUCAAAGUUUGCUGUCUCCAUGCAGAGUGUGGAGAUGCAUGGAGUCAAUGCAUCCCUAUGAUAAAAUGCUGAUUGGUAUAGCAAUUUCUAUGCAUGCGCACUAGCCUCCUCAUGCUUUCCUAUGAAUGGGUAGGGUUCAUCAAUAUUGAUGACCUCAACCAGCAAAGCUGGGGUGACUGUUGCGAGACCGGUGUGCCAGGGGAAAAGGGCAAGUAAAUCUAUUUAACCUUCUUAAUUAAGGAAAGCCUAAUAAUCUAAAUUGUUCGUAUUCUUCUCCACAGCACCUUCCUUGCAUAGACCUCUCAUUGAGCUGCUUUAGGAAGUCUGUGAUUGGACAGCCACAGAAAGUCUGGGCGGAGUUAGAAGGGGAGGGCUGCAAAGGCAGCAGGCGAGAUCUUUUUCAGAUAUAACCUCAGUGGAAAAAUGCAUAAUUAAAUGCAUGAAGUUUUUCAUUCGGGGUAUAUCUACUAAACUAUUUUUAUUUGUUUUUAUAUUUGAUCCUUUUAAAGUGGCUGCUUUAAAACUUACAUUUUCAUAUGACAAUUAAAACAGCCAGUUUGGUUUGUAGAAUCUUCUGGUAAGGCUUCAGAUAGAUGCAACGUUUAUAAGUUACUGAUGAAAGUUGAAGUGUAACUAGGUCCACAAAAGGUUGGAACUCUCUGUUCUAGAUAACCGCAGAAAUAUAAGCUCUGUCACGGAAACGUAUGUAAAUAAAUAUAGCCCUGGUUGCUGUGGCAAUACAACAAAUAGUCUCUUAUUGUAGAGUUUUUAUUUGGCUUUGUAGAAUUGUUAAUGCAGGAGGAGGCAUGUUUCCUGGUUUCUUAUUUCCUGUAGCCUGCACAACGCAUCCAUGGCAGGCUCUCAAAGGCCCAAUACGUGGUUUACGUUUAUUUUGAAAAGUAGGGUUUUGCAACAUGAAAAAUGCAAGCUGUGUAACUAUUAGCAACGCAGAUAACGUGCAGGGCAGCAGAAUGCAAGGAAGUUAUUGCUAAAUGCAAAGUUGUUAUAAGUGAAAGCUGAACUGAUGCAUGGAGUUUGUUAAAAUGUGCGUGGAAUCGUUACACGAUCUCUUGUUGUUGUAGUUUCAUUAAUGAUGGACCUACAGGUCUGGAAGUGUUGGAGAUAUUAGAUACAUUCAGUCCCAAAACGACCUACAUUUUGUGGUGUUUUCUUGUCCGUUUUUCAGAUUGCAUAAUGUGGUGCAUGCUGGAAUAGCAAGUGUUGAAAGCACAUGAGCCAGGGAUUUUUUUACUGUGACUGUGCAGUGAGUAUCAUCAUGGGGUGUGUAUCUCUGAAAUUCCAAGAUGCCUGUUGUCAUUGAAACUUGAGUCGGCUCCCUUGAGCCUGCAUGCCGGGAGCAGCCUCGCGCUGGAUGUGCUCUGCUGUCAGUGGUGUCCAUUUCAAUAUCCCCUGUUUGCAUAUAAUACAUUAUCUAGCAAUAUAAUUCCAUUACUAAAUCCUUAUAAAGCAAGCCUGAGUGCGUUAUGUCCCCGUUAAACUGGAAAUCGUGAUUCAACUUGUAUCAUGUGAGAUGCCGUAAUGACAACAUAUUACUUUAACCCAUUAUGGCUUUCCAUGCUUACACACAUUUACAUAUUUAACUCUGAUCCUAUUUAAACAUUCAGGGUCAUUUUCAAAUGAAUGCUCCUAGCACCAUAACUACCCCUCCGGCCUGCACACUCUGUCCACAUGUCCCCACAAUUUGAUCAUUAUAAUCACCAUAUUUUCUAAAAUCCCCAUAUAUUGCCCCAUGCUAUGUGCGUUUUAUUUAGUUUUUGAUCAUAAUGUGAAGGCCAGGAUUGGCAGAGGGGCUGCAGCCAUUUCCUGGUCUGGGGAAAGUGCAGAAUAUGCAUAAAAUACAACCUGUACUGCAUGUGAGGUGUAUACACAAAAAGCUGUUCACAUUUUCUUGUAUAUAUGUAGCAGUUCUGGCCAAUUUAAACCCACUGAAAAUAACUUGAACUGCCCCAGCCGGGACUCGACACCCCUCCGGCAGAUCUAAGUCCCAGGCAGCCGCAAGAUCAUCUGUAGCAAUAGGAAGCUCUGUCUGGUUCCAGAAAUCACCCGCAGCUUUAUCUACUGAGUAGGUGUUGAUGCGUGAUAAUGUGCAGGUUCGCUGUAGUUAAUGAUUACCUGUUCAUGUUCCUGUUGCAGGACUCGAACAAAGGGCUCAUCUCUUGCAGGUGUCUGGUUAGAGAGACGUAAGUGAUUGUUCUAGAGAGGCAUGUAGACUAACCGCAAACCUGCACAGAAUGUUCUCUGACCGACUCUUAGCGUUUUAUCCUCCCUGAGACAAGGGAAAAAUGUUUAUCUUCAAAAGUGUAUUUUUCUCUUCCUGAAUCUGCUUUCUCCUACUUUCUGAACUUCUUAGAUUUCUAAAAUGCUUCAGUAAGUGAAUAGUGUAACCCUAUUAAAAUUUAACAUCUAAACAAUAUAUAAUGUUGCAUGUGGUUAUAGUGAUUUAUUCAAAUUGCUGCCAGGCUUAUACAUAAGAUGUUUAAUGUGCAGCAAUACAUAGUGACUGACCUGUCUAUUUAAAGGAACACUCGUAACCUAUAUGGCGUUCUGUAGAGAUUCUGGCGGCAUUUUCUGUAAGUGUUUGACACUAACUGUGCUCAGCCUGUGAUCAUUGUGGUCUAAUUGCUGUGAAAAUGUGGAAGUUCGUACAAUUCUGCGUUAUCACUGUCUGAAAGGGGUAACAGAUUAGCUUCAGACAUUGUCCCGGCUCCCUUAAAAGUAUUGCAAGUAAUGUAUUUAUUAAAAAUAAGUGUGUGUGUGUGUGUGUAUAUAUAUAGUGUGUGUGUGUGUGUGUGUAUAUAUUUAUAAUUAAAGAGGGGGAAUUUAAAAUACAUUUAUUGCUGCACUUGAACAGAAAACGUCAGACUCCCCUCACCUGCAAGAAACGUCAUCAAUUAGACUGCGCUCAUUGCUGUCUAUAGAUUAUAAACUGAUCCCUAAACCUCUGUCCAGUAGGGGUUUAUGGGAUCAUUAAUUUAUCCUCCACAGCUGCAAGUCAGCUCCUCCUAUAGGAAUAAUGGAACCGCUCAAUCAGCGGCUCUAUAAACCUUCUCAAUGAUGCAGGUUGUUGUGGUGCUAAAACUGACCUUUUUAAUGCUGAGGAUUCUUAGCUAUAAAUCCAGUUACUCGCCCUAGAAGUGUCAGCUCAGGCUGUAUGUGGUCUGGUCCACGUGGCACCCCAUAAUGUCAUCCCACUUUUCAGUGGCCAGGUAAGUACAUCCUAUUGCUCUGUAAAUCUUGAACACAGUCAUGUUAACUCUGCAAGACUCAGAUUGGUGUGUAGGAUAGCGUUUCCAAUAUCUGAUUACAAACUGUUAGAAAACCCUAAUUAAAUCUUUAUCGCUUUGCAGUAAUUAAUCCGUCUGGACUGAUUGAGAAUGUCGUCACAGAUCCAGUCUGCCCUCCACAACUCCCAGAGCCCUUGGCCAGCUUCUCUGGCGAGCUAAUGUUUGUAGCAAAUUCUGACGUUUUGAACUUUUCAUAAUGCGUCUGAAUCAAGCAGACUAAAUGAACUUGCUGCUGAAGCCAGUCCCAAGGUGUAAUCCGUUUAACAUAUUCCCCCUGUGCGCAGAUUAAGAUCAGAGAAAUUGUUAUAGUAGGAUUAAGGCUCUCCAGCCCAUUGAUAGCGCAGGUGCAUGUAAAUAAGAGAGUGUAUCCAUAGUUCUUAUAUUAAAGGGACACUCCAUGUGAACAAGUGCACAUAAUGUAUAUAUUAUAUGUAUGUGUAUAUGUGUGUGUGUGUGUAUAUAUGUGUAUAUAUGUAUGUGUGUGUAUAUAUAUAUAUAUAUAUAUAUAUAUAUAUAUAUAUAUAUAUAUUUUCUACCGUUAGGAAUACUGCGCCUCCUGAAAACUGCACCAUUACAGAGGGAAGUCACGUGCAUUUUUGUUUUUUCACCUCUGUAAACCUAGAAGUGUUUACGGAGUCGAUUUUGUGGCAGACGUGACUAAAUACAUAAACAAUACCAGGGGAACUGCCAUUUUGGGGUCCUGAUUACCAGGACUUGACACACAAACACAUUGAUGGUUAUAUCUGCAAAGCAUCCGAUGCGCAAUUACCUUUGGAAUCUUCUGAAACCUUAUUUGCAUCCAAUGCCUGACUAUGCCACUUCAGACCUAGCAUGUCCAAAUUAUAAAAAUUCAGUAACAAAACGGUGUGCCUGCUGGAUAAUCUAAAUCUGCCCUAACCUAAACCAGGACAGUCACAUCUACAAUAAAAUCCCAGUACUUUUUUUUGAUUAUUUUUUUUAAACUAUUUUUCUUUUAUUAUUUGUCUCGUUCCACUUAUGAAAAAGAUACACACAAUAGCAAAAUGCCUACAGCAGCAUCAAAUCAUUAGGCAUUUACUAGACGUGGAGUGAGGAAUUUUAUUAUAAAAGAUAUAUUGCCAAGCCUAGGAGUGCACACAGAAUUGGUGAUACGGUGUCAUUAUAGAAAUAUCCAAAGUGGCUGAUUGGUAAGUCUAGCUUACACAUGAGAAACGACAAUCGAAAAAAAUCCUAAAAAGAGCAUUUGGCAUAAAUCAUAAACCACGACACGUAUUGCUCUGCAAUAAUGGGAACUGUAGCGGAGGAUUCACCCGGGUUACCAGAAGUUGGAGAUGCCCAGAGACUGUAGAAAUGUGGGAGCUAGGGUCAAAUUAGCGAUUGUGUAGAAUGUGCUGUUUGCUUCUGCUAGUAAUCAGCGAGGGCCCCAUGUGCAGGAGACUGUGUGUUCAUGGAGAAUCUUGGUAAAUGGUCGGAAAGAUGCCUCCACAUUACGGUGUCGGGACAAGUCCCUAAAAAAAAACCAGAGCUGUGCUCCCUUGAGUACUUCUCCCUUUUCAGGCCUUCAUGUUUUCUGUUUGCAGAGGUGUGAUGAUGUGGAAAUCCUUGCUAACCAGAGACACUGCGUGUGAAGUGUUUAAUGAUUCUCAUCUCGCCAGCAUCCUUUUACUUAGUGCUUCAGAGCUUUUGCAUAUUUCUCUUGGCAGGAAACGCUGUGACACACGGGACAUUCCUGUGUACGCAGCGCUGUUUGUUUACGGAGCGCUCAGCAAGCUGUUUACAUCACUCGUCUUCUGGGUCUUCUUAAUGGUCUCUCCAGGGCUUAUACUGUUUUAAUGGCGGAGCACAGAUUGCAGCAGUUCUUACCAGUCAGUCGUUUUUCCCGAUGUGAGGGGGGAGAGCGUUUUCUCUGGAUAUAUCAGACUGUGCCGCUGUGCUUUCUAAGGUGCAUACCAAUCCUCUGCCUCGCAUUACCGCAGGCUCUUUGGCUUCCAAACCCUAGGCGGUGGCGACGUUGUGAAAUGUGUGGUUAUGGAUUUGAUACUUAAUAAGUCUGUGCCGGCAGCUCUGCUUCCUCUUUAAAUUGGCUCACGCUUUGUGGUUUGAGAUCUGGUUACUGAGAGGCCAAUGUGCUCAUACAUUUAUUGUAAGACAUUCGGUAAACAAGAAGCCAAGAUUUAUUAAUAUCCAAGUCUGGGCAGCAGGAAAGUUAGAUAUCAAAAGUGUAAAACCAGUUGUAAGUGUUUGGGAGCAUCUUCCUGUCAAUACAUGAAAACAAUAUUUGGUAAUGUGAAUUUGUGAUUUGAUUAAAGGUAAACGGAGCCAUUAAUGGACCCAUUAGGCCUUAGAAUUAAAGGACCACUACAGUGCCCUGAGGGUGCCCUAAACAGCACUAAACAAACCACACACAUCAUAUACACUUACACACAUUGCUAUGGAUCAGCGAUAGUUUAUCUCAUUCAAACAAAUCAUACACCGCUCUGCGGCUGAUUGACAGAUGGAGCAUCCUGGGAAAUGUAGUGCCAAAUGAUAGCUGCCAUGGAUAUAUGCUCCUAAUAUUACUUUGCACCAGCGACUGUCACUGGUGGAUGGCCCCGAUUUCUCAAUCUUCCCCUUUUAGUUAACACACAGAAGCUUUGUUUAUUUAUUCCCUUCUCUAUCUCUCUUCCAAUUCAGCUGAUAAAAUAGCCAAUAUACUGAUAAUAGUGUGUAAACAGUGGCAGAUAAAGGCCAACAACCUGUGAGUCUGGAGAGGGGCAAUAAAUUACAAGUAACGUGUCUCCUUAUCAUGGAGCUACUGCGGGAAAUUGAUUUAUUUAUAAUUCGCUUUGAGUCAUAAAUUCUGAAAAAAUACUUUCUUAUUUAAAUGACUAAAGGACAAAACAAUAAUAUGUACCUGCUAAUGGAAUAGUUUGCCUUAUAUUUUUAUGUGAAUAUUUUAAUCUAGUAAAUAAGUGGUUUAUUAUGCAUGAAUUGUGCCAUUGUACAGCGCUACGGAAUAUUGCUGGCGCUAUAUAAAUAAUAAAAUAAUAUAAAUUACGUGGCAGCUGAUCGCAAUGCCCAUCAAAAGAUUAGAAAAAUAAAGAGCACACACACCUUCUCCUUUAAUCCUGCAGUUUAAUGUAACGUUUACUAUUGCACCAUCUCCUAGCCCCCUGUUAUAAGAUGUUGUUGUGUUUAUAUGACAAUAGUCUUGCGGCAAGCCUGCAGCGCUAGCAUUGCUCUACCCCUUCCACCAGCCAUAUGUUAGCACCGCCCAGUGCGGCUGCCUUUGGUAAUAUCUAUUUUCUUACGGUAAUGCUUCUAGAAUUUGUGUUUCUCCAGAAUUUGUGGGAAUUGUGAAACCACUAUUUAUUUGUAUAAUAUUUAUUGAUUGAUUUUCUGUGUAUUUCUUUUUUCUCGCAUUAUGCAUGUCCAUUUAUAUAAUUUUUAUCUAUUUUUCUCUUAGUUGCGGGAAUCAUCACAGCUGACUUUGCCUCGGGGUUGGUCCACUGGGGAGCCGACACGUGGGGAUCCGUGGAGCUUCCGAUUGUUGGUAAAGUAAGUGAUCUUAGUAAAUAUUUGUCUAAAUAUUCCCAGCUACAAAAGUACAGGUCGGUUUGCUCAAUUGGCUCCAAAAAAUUUUAACAAAAUUGGGUUUAUUGGUAUGGUGGAAGGCGUCUGCUAUACUAUAACUAAACCCUCAUUGGUUUUUUAGAUAUGUCAUUUUUUCUUUAUUUUUUUCAAUUGUAUAUAAUUAUCACAAACUGUAACCUACACAGGGCACUUAGUGUGUAAAAGAAAGAUUUUGACGCUAAAGCGCUUCUUAAUAAAAAAAAUUUUUUAUUUAUUUUUUAUCUUUUUAUAUUUAUAUGUAUUUUCUUUGUUCUAUUCCAGGCAUUUAUCAGGCCUUUUCGGGAACAUCAUAUUGACCCCACAGCGAUUACAAGACAUGAUUUUAUUGAAACGAAUGGAGAUAACUGCAUGGUAACGAUUCUUCCUUUGGCUAGCAUGGCAUACAAGUUUCUGUUCCUAACUCCAGGUGAGUGGUGCACAAACAGCCAAUUAUCAGAGACACUGUAAAUGGAUAGAGUAGAACUGAAUUGCUUUGCAUUUUGAUCAUUGUUGGAUUGAAUGGAAACACCAUUGUUCCUCGUGGUCUCUGAAAUAUAUUUACUUUUAUUUCCACUCUGUAUACAUAUUUUUAUUUCACUAGAUUUUUAAUGGGUAUUGUUCAUUCUGCAAAGACAAUGUGGUAUCCAUUAUUUAGACUAACUAGAUCAUGACAAGGAAGGAAGUAGAAAGGGGAAAAGAGAGGAACUGAUUAAUGUAGGAUUGUGACAGCUGGAGAUACGAUGUGAAUCUUUAUACUGGAAGAAUGUAAUAAUCCGUACUGGGCCUCUUGUUAACUAUGAGCAGAAGAGUUGGUUUUGUCAUUUUAUCUGAGUUUUCUGAAGGUUUCUGUAGCUUUCAUUGUACCAUUCGUUCUUUGGUUUGUGUUUGACAUGUCGUUACUCUCUCCCCACAUCACGACCUUCCAGAUGUAAUUUACAAAUCGUACCCGACAGAAUGUUUCAUCUUCGCCCUCGCCAUGUUUGUGACGCUUACAAACCAGAUUCACAAGUGGUCUCACACCUAUUUUGGUCUUCCUUGCUGGGUGGUCUUCCUUCAAGAUUGGCAUGUUAUCUUGCCACGUAAACACCACCGCAUCCACCACGUGUCCCCACACGAGACCUACUUCUGUAUCACUACAGGUACGUUUCUAUUUUGUUUUGUGAAGUAAUCACAAUGGUGAUUGGAUUAUUUCUGCAGAUCAGAUUUUGACAUUUGGCUUUGGGUGCACACUAUUCCAAUCUCCACAAAUGCCUUAAUGGGUGAUUGUUGUGUUAAUGAUCCCAUUUGUGCUAAUGAAAUAUCUAUCUGCAGUAAUUGUUAAAAUGUGCACACACAGGUUUAAUAAGGAACGAACAAGAAAUGAAGCUCUGCUUGCUGAUAUCACAUGAUUGUAGUUAGUUCAAAACAAAAUUGCCGCUUCUUUCUAUUUAAAGAAACACUGCAUUUAAUAGCUUUGGCCUAAAUUAGCCAUAGCUUUAUUUAUUUAUUAAAAACCAAAGAAAAACAAGUUACCUGCACUCUCUCAUUAAUUCCUAUGUAUCUUUAAACAAAUGGAGGUUUUUUAGUUACCUCCAAUGGCCAUGAGAGGAUAAGCCCACCUGCCAACGUCAAGGCAGACACCCCCAGGUGGGUCCUAACUCUAACCAUUCACCUUGCUUCCUUGAGCUUCUGGCAAAGAUCUCUAAUGAGACAGAAUAUAUUAUUAACCCUUAAUAGGGAACCCAUGGGAUGGGCGGCUGCAUUGUAACAAGGCUGAGUGAUACAAAAAAUGGAUACAAAUUCUGAAAGAGAAGUCAUGCGCUCACUCCCAAUACUUCUGGGCGGCAGCAAAGACUACAGUACACAUCAGCCCCAAUAUAUAGUUAAAACCAAAGAAAAACAUCUCAUGGCCAUUGGAGGUAACUAAAAAAACCUCCAUUUGUUUAAAAAUACACAGGGAUUAAGGAGAGAGCGCAGGUAACUUGCUUUUCUUUGGUUUUAACUAUAUAUUGGGGCUGAUGUGUACUGUAGUCUUUGCUGACGCCCAGAAGUGAUGGGAGUGAGCGCAGGACUUAUCUUUCUGCAUAACUUUAUUUAUUGCUCACAAAAUGUUAAAUCAUUUUUACCUGGAGGGGGGAAGGUUUGCAGCAUUCUAAAUUUUAACACUUUGCCCUCUUUCCCACCGCCUUUUCUUAAGUGCUUCCAUUUUGCUGUAUCUUUGCAAUAAUGGGUUUUCAUAUGAUCACAACACACAACAAAGCUUUCUGGUACCUGUACUUCUAACCGCUUACCUGAGUGAAAACUCACAACUGGCUUAAAACAGAAACUAUACUCUGCCUAUUAACCCCGGCUAAAAAGGGAAUUAUAAAGUUAUUGAAGCAUCCUGGUUGGCCAAUCACCUCUGUCUGGACAGCAAAACAAUGUUCAUUGUAAAAUGUCUGACGAGACAAAAAAAUGGCUUGAUCUUUUUAUUCUGAGAUUUCCCUGCUCAUAGUCCUAAAAUAGCAUCACCUUACAGUGAGCUAGAGGCUGAGUUUAGACUGAGGUUUUUACCGGCCUUUUUGAAAGCGCACGUAGCAGUGUCCUAAAACUGCCCGACAUUUCUAAUCCAACUGCAGCAUGCCACGUGCCUACUACUGUAAAAUCCAAGUUCUCUGCUGUUUUCAUGGUUCAAAUUAGAAAAACUAUGGUCUCAAAUGCCUGCAGUGGUUAUGAUAGUUAAUGCCUGAUCCACUUUUUGAUGUUUGAAUUGAGGAUGGCCAGGUGCACUAAGGACAGAUAAAAGUCUGAUGUUUAAUCCUGGUACAGUAUCUUUUGUAUUUAUGAAUUUGAUUUGGUCCUAGAAUAAAGGACAAGUAAAAUGCGUUGAACGUUGUGCGUUAAGUCUUUGAUUUUAAAUAUAUUGUCUUUCCAUUUUUAAGGUUGGCUGAAUUACCCACUGGAGAAGCUUGGCUUCUGGAGACGCCUAGAAGACCUCAUCCAGAGUGUGACUGGAGAGAAGCCACGAUCAGAUGACUUGAAAUGGGCUCAAAAAGUGAAGUGAACCGACACAUCUCUGACCCAACCUUGAACCAGUUUGCCAACUGUUUUAACUCAAAAUAAAUGAAACCUAAAGCCAUUAGCCAAAUGUCUAAAAUGAAAAUAACACAAAAACCAGACUUCUAUGGAAUUACUGACUUUUGAAGCGCAAACUAACUGUGCUAACACCAUAAACUGUUAAGCAACUACUCACACUCCAUAAAACUCGCGGGGCGUAGCCGAGCAGUGAGAGUACCCCUUGUUUCUGUGUGCCGGAGCUCUAACCGUUUAAUUUGCGGAUGUUCUAUUUGACAUUUCACCUUGCUGAGCCUCAUGCCUCCAUCCCAUGAGCCAGAUUAGAUGACGAUUGUACGCAAACUAACUUGCACUAUGGAAAUCCAUCAGUGAAAAUGAUUUCGCAUUUGUUGUAUCAACAUGAAUCUGCUGCCCUUGAUAUAGCUGACAUUUCAUGCAAAUAUGAAGAUUAUGUGCAGAGUAUUUUAUUUAGAAUUUUCUAAUUAUAUUUUUUGGGUCACCUGGUAUUUUAGAAGGGCUAAUAGUGCAUGUGUGGUUCAAAAUCAAUAAAAUGAUGGAUCGGCGUUCAGAUUGAGUGCACGGCACAAGUUUUAAAAAAAGGAAAAGAAAUAUUUUUUUUUUUUCUUUCAUAUAUAUAUUUUCUCAAGACCGUAAAGGUAAUGUCCUAAAUUUCUGACAAGGUGGUCCUCGCCGCUUUUUUAAUCUUGCGCUGAUAUUUUAGGAAUAUGUUUAAAAUGUUCAGGUUGGAGAAAUUCCCAUGUUUCAUUUGUUUGGGGUAUGGAAAGGUCAUAUUUCUGCGCCAACUUUUAACUCUUAAGUGCCAGUGUGGUGAGCCCUGAUUCACCAGUGUCCACCCACAGAGUUUAGUUCCGGCACCGACCACCAGAGUAAGCUAGGAGUGUGUAAUCCACAUUAACGGUUUUAGGAAUAAAAAGGUCACAGAAUUGUUUAACAAGCCAACACACUGCUGAGACUGUUUAAGCCAUUGCUAAUGUGUGUUCUCCCUUACCGGUGGAGUUGGUUGUCUGUAGGUUAGUAGGUGGUAGGAAAAUGUCCCUUUUUGAAGUGCACAAAGUGAGUUUGUUGUUGUGUAUAACGUUCUGUUGGUGUCGGGGAAUAAUCUUGACAUUUGAUUUUUGUUGGUGGCAGUUGACCUGUCAGUGUUUUACAGUCCAGAUUAGAGCUGUUCGCUGACCACAUCUAUUAGGAUGUGCCAGACAGUGGUGUUCGUGACUCCUUGAGUUUCCUCUUUUCACAAAGAGAAAACAUUGUUUUGGACAUCUGUUGAAAAGGUUUAUUUUUUUUUAUUUUUUAUUAUUAAAUAAUCUAAAUAAACAGUUGUCUUGGAACAUUUUCCUAUUCCACAGAUGGACAGUUUAUUCCCAAUAAUUCAUGGUACUGAAUACCAAUUGAUCAGACAUGAGCCCACUGAUAAAUUACAGAUCCAAUUACUUUGCGCGUUAUGAGGCCAGCAUACACGUUUGCAUGUUACAAUCGGUUUUGAGAAUUGUUGAGCAGAUUAUCUGCCUAGGCUUAUUUGUUAAUACACCAACUGUGUAAUAUCUUCAAAGCUUGGGUGCAAAGCCUCAACUCCCAGCAGGGUCCAGUCUGCCUGUCAUUCUGCCGAGUACAACGAGACCGUGUACAGCUGAGUUGUAUAAUUCCUCCUCCACUUGAUUUGCACAAGAAAGUUUCUUUCCUGUUUCAAUGUUUUCCUUGUUAUCAAUAUAGUUUGUGAGAGACAAGGCACUUGCACUGUCCAAUUAUUAGAGUUUUUACAAACACAAGGCCAUCUAAAGAUUAUUUUAUCAAAAUCCAGAUGUUUUGAGUCUGUCCAGCUGGAUUGUUAGAAUGUCCACAGUUUUUUAUUCAGCUGGCAAAUAUAACCAGAUACAACUAUGCCAAAAGAAGUCACUUCACUGAAAUUGUUUAAUAUUUUUAACCCCUCACAUAAGUUACCUAAUAGAUCUAUUUAUGUAUGUUUUGGCUCGCUCUUUGCUAUCUAUAUAUUGAUUCAUUUAUCUAUGCACAGCUUUCACAACUACCUUAUCAAUGACAGCCUGGGAAUUUCGUGAAGAUUUGCUUAUUUUUCUUCACAAUGCUCUGGAAAAAAUAAAAUUCGAUCUGGGUCCAUUUUUCUUUCUAAGUCUGUGAUUUUGUCAGCGAAUUGCACUAAUGGGAGAAUUUGCCCAGUUUUACUAUCUUGGCUCACUGCGUGCUGUUCUCUGAUUAAAUCAUGGUUCCGACAACUACGUUUUCUUGCUGAGAAUUUCAUGAAUCUGAGCAAAAUGUCCCCACUGACGCUCUCUAUGGUUCCUGGACCAAUAGUGUUUUUUUAAAGAUUACUGACCACGGAAGAUUUAAACGUCUCUUGUUUAACUCUUGAAGGUGUCGUUUUCAAAAUAAACUAAAACUCUGUUACUUUUCAUGUAUUUAAUGAUUGUGCACGGAAACAGACAAAGGUUAUAGGAGGAGCAUUAUUAUCCGAGUUGGCUGCCCAAACCUGGAAAUGUAACAUCAUGGUCAGUUUAUUCCGAACAGAUUUGGUGAAAUGUGCAACUGAUUAAAGAUUGUUUAUUGCUCGGUUAAACAGCAUGUGACGGACAUUUACACAACUACUGCAAUCAGAGAAAUGUAAACUGAAAAUCAGAUAUUGGGCUGCAAUAUUUGGGGGUUUUGUUGUUGUUAGUCUGUUUCAGCCUUAAAUUUGGAAUCUUAUUGUGAAUUCCUGACAGUUUGCCCUGCCUGUUGUAAAUUAAAACUGAUUUGCCGGAUUAAGACCAUAGUUGAGCUAGAAAAACAAAUCAGCUAGACCAGUCAGCACUUGGCUAUUCUAGCCCAGAGUUAGCAAUUUGUUUUUCAAUUCACUUUUUAACUUAAUGAAAUCGCCAAUAAUAUGUUUUAUUGGUCCAAAAAAAAAAAAAAAGUUUAGAGUCUUUUGAUGGGAACUCCAUGUUUUGGUAUUUCGAAUGGAACGAAACCAGUAGCACAAUAGUUAUUCUUUACAGUAUCUUUAAUCCUUAUCUUCCAGCUCUCUCCAUCUAUGCUGUUAAGAAAUAAUCACCGUAGUAAAUAUUGCCCUAAACAUCUGGAUUUUCCCCUGAUUGCACCCAGUACGAAUGGUAUCACAGGGCUGUUUGUGUUGGUUUAUAUAAUCUGUAUUCAGGAGCUGCUGUAUCAAAGUGUAUGAAGGAAUACGAAUAAGCCUGAUGGUAUUUUUUAUUUUUAAGGUGCUCGGAUUUUUGUUUCCCUGUACAUUAUAUGAAGCCUUAAAAUAUAAAGUUUUUUCUUGUGUAAUAGGGAAUAUUUUAAUUUCAUGUUCUAAAUGUGAAUAUAUUUAUAACAAAAAAAUUAGACAUUACUAAUCG
This is a messenger RNA of Pelobates cultripes (western spadefoot toad), 14879 nucleotides long. The record is from the annotation of a GenBank genome assembly. NCBI's taxonomy places the organism in Eukaryota, Metazoa, Chordata, Amphibia, Anura, Pelobatidae.